Pseudoliparis swirei is the source of this 5507-nucleotide messenger RNA. RefSeq names its product 5-oxoprolinase, ATP-hydrolysing (gene oplah). NCBI's taxonomy places the organism in Eukaryota, Metazoa, Chordata, Actinopteri, Perciformes, Liparidae. The record is from RefSeq and is a predicted model, not a curated record. Gene Ontology annotation, biological process: glutathione metabolic process. Gene Ontology annotation, molecular function: 5-oxoprolinase (ATP-hydrolyzing) activity. The transcript is spliced from 28 exons. Gene Ontology annotation, cellular component: cytosol. Bases 1003 to 4914 code for a protein of 1303 amino acids.
AAAAAAAGAUUUGGUACACAAGUGGUUAACACCUCCAGGUCGCACGUGACGUCAUUCACCCAAAACAGCGGAGUCAGACUGGCAGCAGGCGCACGUAACAGCAAGCUGCUGCCUGAGAGUGUUUCUAUGUCUACAAAUUUCGCUGCUUCACUAUUCUGGGCUAAGCCCAGCGCCGCCGCUCCCAUAACGCGCAUCGCUCUGCCGUGAUACGCGCCGACACAUCCGCGCACACAGGUGAGCACACUCACUCGAAAAACUCACUAGCACCCCCCCGUCGACAACGCUCGCACUGGCUAAGCCCCGGAUGUAUCCAAAUCCUAGAGACGCGCCUGCCAUGGAGCACACGAGAAGGUUUCUCAUUGAAUUGUAGAACUAAACAGUGCGGCAUUCGCGAGGACAGCUGCGUGUUCUCUUGCUAUUAUCAACAUCUGCCGUAACUACGACAACAACAGACGCAUUCGACCGAAGGUCGCCAGUUAACAGGGUCUCAGGUUGAACCGUAACACCGGCCCUGGGUGAGCGCGUGCACAGCCUGUGCACGUGGAGGCCAUUCACUUUACAGAAUCAUGUGAAGCGAUAACAAUGUUAGUAUACUGACUUGUCUCUGGUAAUAAAUGCUGCUGAAAGGUUUUUUGAUCAUAAAAUAAAAAAAACUGCAGCCUGUGCAAUCUCCGUGAUUAGGUUCCUUUGUGGAGCUCCGUGUGGGGAUCGCCUCUGACCGGGGGCAGACGGCUGCUCCCAGAGGGGCGGAGUCUAAACCCGAGCGAGCAGCUCCUAUUCCUAAUGCCUUUCCUAUUGUAAUGAGCCGGUCACAGAGGCGAGGGAGGAGAAUCUGACCGGUUACCGGAUGACCAGAGAGUGACACUGUGCCAGUGCGGCGGCGUUCCGGUUCCUCCAGCUAGUCACAGACUCAGAAGCAGCUCUUCUCUCUCUCUCUCUCUCUCUCUCUCUCUCUCUCUCUCCCUCGCUCUCUCUCCCUCUCCCUAUAUAAAUCUCUCCACUAUGACUGAGAAUAAAGGGAAAUUUGACUUUGCCAUCGACCGGGGUGGCACCUUCACCGAUGUGUUUGCCCGGCUGCCUGAUGGUCGAGAGAGAGUCUUGAAACUGCUGUCCUGGGACCCCCAGAACUACAAAGAUGCUCCCACUGAGGGGAUCCGCAGAGUCCUGGAGGAGGAAACAGGGCGGGUCUUUCCUCGGGAGCAGCCCGUAGACACCGCUCUGAUUGGCUGGAUCCGAAUGGGCACAACGGUGGCAACCAACGCUCUCCUGGAGAGAGAGGGAGAAAGGACCGCGCUGCUGGUCACCCUGGGCUUCAAGGAUUUGUUGCACAUCGGCACGCAGGCCAGGCCCAAACUAUUUGAUUUGGAGGUGGUGGUUCCUGAAGUGCUGUAUGAAGAGGUAAUAGAGGUGGAUGAGCGAGUUGUUCUCAAGCAAGAUGGCUGCCAGCUGCCCAGAAAAGAUCCCAAACGUAUUGUCACAGGCAGUACAGGAGAUUCUCUGGAGGUGUGGAGGGAGCUCGAUCUUGAGCGAGUAGAAAAAGACCUCAGGGGAAUUCUGUCUCGCGGGAUAACCAGUCUUGCCGUCCUUCUGCUGCACUCAUACACAUUUUCUGAUCAUGAGAAAGCAGUGGGCGCCCUGGCACGCCGUCUGGGCUUCACCCAGGUGUCUCUGUCCAGUGAGGUCAUGCCCAUGGUGCGGGCGGUGCCUCGGGGCUACACUGUCUGCGCCGACGCCUACCUCACACCCAAAAUCCAUCAGUAUUUAAAAGGCUUUACCUCUGGGUUCAAGGGUGGACUGAAGGAUGUGGACGUCCUGUUCAUGCAGUCAGAUGGCGGUCUGACUCCCAUGGAGCAGUUCUGCGGUUCGCGGGCCGUUCUAUCUGGCCCAGCGGGAGGGGUGGUGGGCUACGCCAUCACUUCAUACAGCCAAACGGAGAAAAAACCUGUGAUUGGCUUUGACAUGGGUGGAACAUCCACUGAUGUCAGUCGGUACGCUGGCCAGUAUGAACACGUGUUUGAGGCGACCACAGCCGGAGUCACCCUGCAGGCGCCGCAGUUGGACAUCAACACUGUGGCUGCAGGCGGAGGGUCGCGGCUCUUCUUCAGAUCAGGGAUGUUUGUGGUUGGACCAGAGUCUGCAGGUGCACAUCCAGGACCAGCCUGUUACCGGAAAGGCGGCCCUCUGACUGUCACCGAUGCUAACUUAGCCCUGGGUCGACUCCUCCCGUCCUUCUUCCCAAAGAUCUUUGGGCCAGGGGAGAAUGAGCCACUGUCAUUGGAAGAAACCAUGAAUCAGUUCCAUCAUCUGAGCCAGGAGAUCAACCUCUUCUUGUCUUCUAACCAAUCACAGGUUAGCGCAAAUGGAGCUGGCAACAGCAAGUCACAGAUGAGUGUGGAGGAGGUUGCCAUGGGAUUCAUUCGUGUUGCAAAUGAGGCCAUGUGCCGGCCAAUCAGAGCACUGACACAGGCUAAGGGCCAUGAUACAUCUCAGCACGUGUUGGCAUGCUUCGGGGGUGCAGGUGGUCAACAUGCCUGUGCUAUUGCCCGAGCCUUGGGGAUGAAGUCUGUCUUCAUACACAAAUACAGCGGCGUGCUGUCCGCUUAUGGUCUGGCUCUAGCUGACGUGGUGGAGGAGGUGCAGGAGCCGUGCUCGCUUCAGUACGAGCAGCGCUCCUUCGACAAGCUCGAUGGGAGGGUGGAGCAUCUCUCGAAGCGCUGCCACGACACACUUUGCGCACGCGGUUUCACCAGUCAGAUAACCACUGAGAUCUUCCUCCACCUGCGUUACAAGGGCACUGACUGCGCUCUCAUGGUUACCGCUGCCGGUUACCCCGCCGACGCCGAGUCCUGCCUCGCUGGAGACUUCCGCAGUGCCUUCACCAAGCGUUAUCUGAAGGAGUUUGGAUUCACCAUCCCAGAAAGAGCCAUCAUGGUUGAUGACAUCAGAGUGAGGGGUUGUGGGAAAUCUGGUAUCAAAUCUGUGUUCAAAACAAAGACGAGGCUUGGACAGGCCAAACCAGUCACGAUGACCAAGUGUUACUUUGAGGAAGGUUACCUGGACACCAGUGUGUAUCUAUGGGAGGAGCUGCCAUGUGGUCAUCGUAUCCAGGGACCAGCCAUCAUUAUUGACAAGAACAGUACCAUCCUGGUGGAGCCGUGCUGUGAGGCCCAUCUAACAGAAGGGGGCGACAUUUGUAUGACUGUGAGCUCUGACCCUCACUGCGCUCUGGGCACUGAGCUCAACACUGUGCAGCUCUCCAUCUUCUCUCACCGCUUCAUGAGCAUCGCAGAACAGAUGGGUAGAGUCCUCCAGAGAACCUCCAUCUCCACCAACAUCAAGGAACGGCUCGACUUCUCCUGUGCUGUGUUCGGACCAGACGGCGGUUUAGUGUCCAAUGCACCUCAUAUCCCCGUUCACCUGGGGGCCAUGCAGGAGACCGUCCAGUACCAGCUCAGAUCAUUGGGGAACGAGCUGAAAGAAGGCGAUGUGAUUCUGAGCAACCACCCGUGUGCCGGGGGCAGCCACCUGCCAGACCUCACAGUCAUCACACCGGUGUUUUGGAAAGGAGUGAGCAGGCCGGUGUUCUUUGUCGCCAGCAGAGGGCACCAUGCUGACAUUGGUGGCAUCACGCCAGGCUCCAUGCCCCCCCAUUCCACCACCCUUCAGCAGGAGGGGGCAGUGUUCACCUCCUUUAAACUUGUCACUGGCGGCGUCUUUCAGGAAGAGGCUCUAACUGAAGCUCUGAUGGCUCCGGCCCAGUACCCAGACUCCUCUGGGACUCGUAAUCUCCAUGACAACCUGUCAGAUCUGCGGGCUCAGGUGGCGGCCAAUCAGAGAGGCAGCCAGCUGGUGGGGGAGUUGAUUGACAGCUACGGGUUAGCUGUGGUCCAGGCCUACAUGGGAUACAUUCAGAGUAACGCAGAGCUGGCAGUGAGGGACAUGCUGAGAGACUUUGCUCGUCGUCGACGGCAACAGACUGGCUCCUUGGAGGUGGAGUCGGAGGAUUUCAUGGAUGAUGGGACAGCAAUCAGACUGCGGGUUCAGAUUAAUGAGGAAGAGGGCAGUGCGGUGUUUGACUUCACAGGGACGGGGACAGAGGUUUGGGGGAACUGCAAUGCUCCACGCGCCAUCACCCUUUCAGCCCUCAUCUAUUGCCUGCGCUGCAUGGUGGGAGAGGACAUUCCACUUAAUCAGGGAUGCCUUGCACCAGUCACAAUCAUCAUACCCCCUGGCUCAAUCCUUCAGCCUUCCCAGAAUGCAGCUGUGGUGGGAGGAAAUGUACUCACAUCCCAGAGAGUGGUCGAUGUCAUAUUUAGGGCAUUUGAGGUGUGCUCUGCUUCACAGGGCUGCAUGAACAACAUUUCAUUUGGCAAUGAGAGUAUAGGUUACUACGAGACAGUUGCUGGGGGAGCAGGGGCGGGGCCAGGCUGGAAGGGGCGGAGUGGCGUUCACAGUCACAUGACCAACACCCGCAUCACUGACCCCGAGAUUCUGGAGAAGAGAUAUCCCGUCAUUUUAGAGCAGUUCUCUCUGCGGCCCGGCUCCGGGGGUGCAGGAAAAUACUGUGGGGGAGACGGUGUGGUCCGGAAACUUCUGUUCAGGAACAAGGUGGUUCUCUCUGUCCUGACCGAGAGGCGCUCCACCCGUCCCUACGGCCUCCAGGGGGGUGAGGACGGAGCAUCAGGGCUGAACCUGCUUCACAGAGCGGACGGUCGAGUCCUCAACCUGGGUGCCAAAACCAGUGUCGACCUUCAGCCCGGGGACAUGUUCUGCCUCUACACCCCUGGAGGAGGGGGCUACGGAGGAGAGGAGGACACAACCAGCCGACCCCAGACCAAGCAAAGGCGUCUGAAUGAGUCUUUCCCUGAGAGAGGCAGUGUCUUUGAAUACCGAAUGGCACAAGAGGGUGUGUGAAAAUUAAUAAGGAGAGGGAGAGCUGACGGACAAGCCAGAAGAGGAGAAGAAGGAAUGAGGUGGGCGAAAAAACAGAAACGGCAAAAAAAUACCGAGGAAAGAAAGUGGUAACGAGUUGGUACUCGUUGCAACAACUAUCAUUAAAGUCCACAUCCCUAUAACAGAAAUUAUUACAAUAACACUGUUUAGCAGAAUAUGUGUGCUAACAUACUGAUUCAAAAGACUGAUAGCUCAUUAAUCACAUUUGUGUGAUGGACAAAUAAGAUGUGUUGCUCAGUUAAAUGUAACAUUCCAAUGGUUAGUUUCAAUGUAUUUCUGAUGAGGAAAUAAGAUUUUAUAAUUAGUUUCUGAUAAUACAUAUCCCAGUAAACAAAUUAAGGAGCGACACAUUUGCCAUGGAAGGUAAGACAGUGUGUAUUUGUUUGGCUUUAAUAAAUGACAUCUCAUCUAACUCUGUAAGAGAGAAGCCAAACAUGUGAAGCAGCUGCUAAAGUGCUUUAACUGGAACAACCACUUAUCUAACACCUCAAAGUGCGGUUACUGUUCUUCUGUUAUUUUAAUAGGACAGACGAAUAAACCACAUUUGUACUUUU